CUCUCCUUUCCCAGGAAGAAACUGAAUUGAAAAAGAAGUUGAGGAACGAUUUGAAGGAACAGAUUCAUUUUUUAACAAGAUCAAGUUUGAAUUAAAUGGCUGAUAAACAGAUCAGUUUACCUGCCAAGCUGAUCAAUGGAGGGAUAGCUGGGCUGAUCGGGGUCACCUGUGUAUUUCCCAUUGACCUGGCAAAAACUCGCCUGCAGAACCAGCAGAAUGGCCAGCGUCUGUACACCAGCAUGUCUGACUGCCUCAUUAAAACAAUUAGGUCGGAAGGCUACUUUGGCAUGUACAGAGGGGCUGCAGUGAACUUGACUCUGGUUACACCAGAAAAGGCCAUCAAACUGGCAGCCAAUGACUUCUUCCGGCACCACCUCUCCAAGGACGGGAAGAAGCUGACACUGCUGAGGGAGAUGCUGGCGGGCUGCGGCGCAGGUACCUGCCAGGUGAUUGUCACCACUCCCAUGGAGAUGCUCAAAAUCCAGCUGCAGGAUGCAGGGCGAAUUGCGGCACAGAAGAAGCUGAUGGCAGCACAGGCCCAACUCUCUUCUUCCUCUGCGACGAGGGUGGCAGAGCCAGUGGUGGAAACACGCACCACAGCAACACAGAUAACAAGGGAGCUGCUGCGGAGCAAAGGCAUCGCAGGACUCUACAAAGGCCUGGGAGCCACACUGCUAAGGGAUGUCCCGUUCUCCAUUGUUUACUUCCCACUGUUUGCAAACCUGAACAAGCUGGGCCAGAAAGACCCCAAUGUCAAGGCUCCGUUCUAUGUGUCCUUCCUUUCCGGAUGUGUGGCUGGCAGUACAGCUGCGGUGGCUGUCAAUCCUUGUGAUGUGAUCAAAACACGGUUGCAGUCCUUGCAGAGGGGAGUGAACGAGGACACCUACUCAGGAAUCCUGGACUGCACCAAGAAGAUCUGGCAGAAGGAAGGUCCCAUGGCCUUCUUGAAAGGGGCAUACUGCCGAGCCCUGGUCAUUGCUCCUCUCUUCGGCAUUGCACAAGUUGUCUACUUCAUCGGCAUCGCAGAGUUCCUGCUCGACAUGCUCCCCAAGCACCGGGCCUAGCCCCAGCACACCUCUGUGUGCCCUCCUGCCCUCUGCAGCGCUGAAUUCAUCCCCAUGUUCAUCAUCCAUGUCAACUGAUGUCAGAGCAACAGCACAAAGGGUUCGCACAGGGAUGCUGAGGGAAUGUGUUCUCCAGAUGAGCAAAUGCAGUGAGGGAGAUACAAGUCCCUUUUCUGUCUCAGUCUGGAACCUGCCCCCUCCUGCUCCUUCCACGGACAAUACCUAAUUAUGCAUUGUCUUUUAUUCUUCUCCUUUCCUUUUUUUUUUUUUUUUUAAUUGUUAUUCUCAAGGGCACUGGUAAGCACAGGCUGGGCUUGCAGACCCAGAAUUCUCCUCCCAGCCCUGGGGAGGAAGAGGGAUGGGAAAGAAAUAGUCUGAAUUCUCAUCUACUUGGUUCCCCUCUUUCUUCCUAGAGUUGCCAGCUAUCUGAUUAGGAGCUGGAGGAGCAGCUGUGUCCUUUCCCCUAAGGCCCUCCUCAGCUCUGUUGGCCUCAGAGGGGAGAACCGGCCCUGUGCAGAAGGGGCUCAUCUCACCUCAGCCAGGGGCACCGUGGGGUGAGGUGCUGGAUCUGGCAAGUUCCUUUGUCUGGAAACCUUCACUCCUCAUUUCUCCCUUUCUCAAAAAUGAGUUGGACUUAAAUGUUCUAGAUCAGAGGAAGGUAAAGGGCAUCGUUACUAUUGACUUUGUAAUUAUUUUGGUUUAAAGCAAAGGGAUGUUCCUCCUAACAAAGUGUCACGGGCACAUCCAGGUGAGGUACAGAGAUGAGAUGUCUGCUCCAUAGGGAACACAUCAGUGGGAUCAC
Molecule: messenger RNA, 1866 nt
Organism: Pezoporus flaviventris
Lineage: Eukaryota; Metazoa; Chordata; Aves; Psittaciformes; Psittacidae
Gene: SLC25A22
Product: solute carrier family 25 member 22
Exons: 9
Coding region: 96-1064 (322 amino acids)
Biological process (GO): L-glutamate transmembrane transport; malate-aspartate shuttle; aspartate transmembrane transport
Molecular function (GO): L-glutamate transmembrane transporter activity; L-aspartate transmembrane transporter activity
Source: RefSeq, a predicted model, not a curated record